This is a messenger RNA of Amblyraja radiata (thorny skate), 1304 nucleotides long. Its product is annotated as V-set and immunoglobulin domain-containing protein 2. Lineage: Eukaryota; Metazoa; Chordata; Chondrichthyes; Rajiformes; Rajidae. The transcript has 7 exons. The record is from RefSeq and is a predicted model, not a curated record. The coding region runs from base 113 to 1072 and encodes 319 amino acids.
AUAAAGCACCUUAUCACAAAAUGAAACACUUCCUUCCAUGCUUUAGCCCCGGACAACAGUGGAAGGGAGAGUUUCAUGAAGGGGGUCACAUCAGAACGAUCUUUCCCUCAGAAUGCUGCGGAAAUGUAUUCUGAUCUUUUCUUCUAUCCUGUACUUCGAUCCUACACUAUCAAUAUAUGUCACAUCAAGUCACCCGUAUGUGGUAGUAAACAUUGGCAACAAUGCUACCCUUGACUGCAGUUACAAAACAGCCGUUGAAUCCCAGUUCUCUCUUGAAUGGCGAUUUACACCAGGGCCAACUGAAAAUGCACAAGCAGAAAAGAUUCUUUAUUACACUGAUGGAAACGUUUAUAAACUUGGGUCUCAAGCGAAUAGAAUCAAUCUGAUUGAUAAGGAACCAACCAAAGGAGUUGCUUCCAUUAGAAUUGAAAACACCAAGUCAUCAGACACUGGCAGGUAUUCUUGCGAUAUCAACAAUCCUCCAGACUUCACUGGACCGAGUGAGGCAUUUGUCAAUUUAAUUGUGCGAGUUCCACCAUCGAUUCCAGAGUGCAAAGUGAUCGGAGAACCGUACAUAGGAAAUAACGUUACAUUGCUCUGUCACUCAACGGUGGGUCGCCCGGCACCUCAGUACAAAUGGUCGGAGGUCCGCUCUGCUACUGUGACAGCUUCACCAAGAAUCACGUUGAAAGCAGUAGAUUCCAAAAAGGGAACCCUGAUUCUGAGGAACCUCACAAUGGAGGAUUCGGGAAUAUACCGAUGCAUGUCAUCCAAUGUCCUUGGGGAACAAUCAUGUCAGCUGACUUUGUCAGUCACAGUGAACAACAGGGCUGGAGUGAUUAUUGGCGCUGUGAUUGGCACCCUUAUGGCUCUGAUCCUGAUCGCUGUCGUUGCCUACUACCUUUUUUAUAAAAAGAAGGAGACGUCCAAGGACCACUACACGGGACAUGAGUUGAGAGCGGAUGCAAUGGCUCCUGGUAAAGAAACUAAUUCCAAUUUACUGGCAUCGUCUGCACACAACCAAGAAACCAGGUCAAACAGCAUGAACUCAAAGUACAAUAUUAUUGUGUGACUCUCUAACCUCAAGCUCCAUACUUUAAAAAACUGAGAAAUUUAGAGUAAGAUAUUUAGAAAAAAAAUCUCAUUGCCUUUUUAUAUUUGUUUUGCACCUUAAAAUUUCUUCAUAUACAUUGUUAUCUUAUAAUAAAAUUUUUGGCUCUGAUCAAGACAAUUGUUCAAUGAAUUCAGAUGUACAAAUAUUACAUUACAUAAGCAAUGAAGCCUAAAAAUCACAACUCAAUGAA